AUGGCGUCGGCACCUUCCCCGGUCUUUUCCACCAUGGAUGUGCUGGAAUCGGUGCUAGUAAAACUCAAUGAAGAGGAUUACAAAUCAGCCAUUGAUAUCAUUGCCGAUCCGGCAAACGAUACGGCGAUAAAGCUCCAGUCGAUGGAUCUGGUUUCACUGAUAGCCAGCAAUCUAACCGAUGCCAAUGCCGAAAAUAAACCCGAACUGUAUUCGGCCACGGAAACAAUCUUGAACCGUGUAGCUCAAAAGUGCAGCCCACCGGAAGUGCUGUACGAAUUGAUGGAAAAAAUCCGCACCACUUCGAAUGACGAGGUGUUCACCAGCAUACUGAAAACAAUGCAGAUUUCCGUUUUACGCCUUCCGAUAAAGCGUGCCCGUUGUCUGGAGUGGGUGUUUCAAACAAUCAUUGACUAUUUGGACAAAAUUCCGCUGCCCGAAGUGCUGAACAAGGAUAUGGAGGAGCGGGAAGAAGAUCUGUUGGAGUGUGAAGAGUCCAUCCGGCGAUUGUUGCAACUUUAUAUCACAUUGCUGCUGUUUCUGGAACCGAUCGUUAAACACCUGGCCAAUCAGCCAUCAAGCGAUGUAUUCUUCGACUCAAGUCUAACGCAGAAAAAUGCAUUGAUAUGUUUCUUGUUACGGCUAAUGGGGAAACUUUUUCCCAUUCUGCAACUGCAAAGAAUGGAGCAACCGAGAAAAACGUUACGCCGUCCGGCGAAAUUACCAGCCGGCAAAAGCUAUUCGAUCCAAGUAGCGGAAGACAUGAUCAGAUCGUUUAUGCUGCUCGUGAAAGAUCCACUGUUUCUGCUACCGUACGGUGAAAAACGUAACAAUCUUCAAAGCAAGCGAAAGAAAACCGAUUCCGAAGAGAAAGCAAACAACGAUUGUUUUCUGUACCACGAAACGUAUACAACGGAGGGGUUUGCUGUGUUGUUCUAUCUUUUGCUCAGCGAAGGUUUACUACCGGAUACUGUGCCUCAAAUUUACCAGCGCCGCUAUAUUUUUGAGCAGGGUUUGCGCUACGUUGUGAUUUUGCUGAGCGGCGAACGUACCGUCGUGUACUUCAAGGGCAUUCGAUUAGCUCAAGCGUUGGUUAAUUCGGUAAAGGAAGUCAAACUUUGCGCGCGAGACCUAGGGGCACCAAUCCACAGCACGUUCUGCGAGCGGUAUGUUCGAGCAUUGGAAAGAUCGGGAAGUGUGCGCAACCGAGAUGUUGGCAUAACCGUGCUAACAGAUUACAUUCACACGUUUGACGAUGAAGGCCGGUACAUGAUUGUGGCGCAUAUGCUUAAAACGUUCGAAGACGAUUCGGUACGAGCGUAUGCGAUCACCGUCUAUAAGGAUUUGAUAAGCGGUGAUAUGCGUGAGAAAAUGGAAGAGCAACGCCUCGUCCGAUGGUACAGUGGGGAAGUUUUGCAAGACAUGCUCACCAACCAUAUAUGUGUGCUGAGGAAAGGCGUCAAGACGGAUCUGAUAGAUAGUAGCUAUAGCAUUACAAGUGCACUGUCGGCACUGUGGGUACUGUUGAAGACUGAUCAACGCAACAGGAGCCACAUAUGGGACUAUUACGUUACGCUGGAGAAACAGUUUCUGCUCGAGCUUAGGAAGGCUAUUGAUUUGACCCGUGCGCAUUAUCAAAACGAAAUGAAAGUAACUGCGGAAGACAAUAAUCCAGCAACGGUGGGUGUGCAACAAUCGGCCGAGAUUACAAUUAGCACACUAAACGGAGAGUUGCCACCGGUUAUGACUAGCGAGAAAAAGGUAGAACUGUGUCAGGGAAUGCUAUUGCGGUUGGAUAUGUUGGAUUUCCAGUUAGCUAGAGUUAAUGGAGCAAUUGAACAAAUGAGACGUACUACCGAUAAAAGCGGAUCCAAGCAGUCGAUGGAUAUUGAAUAA
Molecule: messenger RNA, 1893 nt
Organism: Anopheles marshallii
Lineage: Eukaryota; Metazoa; Arthropoda; Insecta; Diptera; Culicidae
Exons: 2
Coding region: 1-1893 (630 amino acids)
Cellular component (GO): cytoplasm
Molecular function (GO): ubiquitin-protein transferase inhibitor activity
Source: RefSeq, a predicted model, not a curated record